CAUUGUCAAUCAGUUCAUUAUCAAGGACGAGCAAAAUGGCUGAAACUAAUUCAGGUACAAUUUAGUUUGCAAUUUAUGUUUAAUUCAAGAAAACUGAAUCGCAUUGCAUUAUUGUUGAAAUUUAUUUCUAACUGUAAACUUCAAUAUUCAAAAAAGGCUCUAUCAUUUCGACACUUGCAUCAGAUCCGGAUCCUUAACGUACCAUGUAUUAACUUUAUUGACUUUUCAGAGCGGCUGAAUGAUUUAGAGUACGUUGAAAUGAAUUUGACUUUGAAGUGCUCAUUGGUACAAAUGUUAUGUACGUGUUUUGUUCGAGUUACUUCCUCUAGGUUGAUUUUCGUGUUCAACUAAUCAGUUAGAAAACUCUUUUCAAACGAAGAAGUAAAACACAUAGAGAAUGCGUUGACAGAGGGACCUUUUCAAGACUAUACAUACGGUGUUGCUGAUGGUGAAGGAGGUGAGGCUCAUAUGAUACUAUGGCAACAUCCCGGAAAUGAUGUCACUGGUAUGGUGGGAAGAUGCGAAAAAGUAGCUGGAACUUGUGACAUGCUUUUGGAAGGCGAGGUAUACCACUACCACACAAAGCUCAUGAAGAAGCCAGCUAAGAUUGGAGGCAAGCAUAUCUGGCAUCAAGAUUACGGAUAUUGGUAUAACUACGGCAACUUGUUUCCCAACAUGAUGACUGUGUUCAUAGCUGUAGACAAAUGCACGAAAGAAAACAGCUGUCUGCAGGUGUUGCCAGGCUCACACAAGUGCGGCCGUAUUGAGCACGUGAAAAUUGCCGCGCAACAAGGGGCAGAUAUGGACAGGGUGGCGGAAAUACGAAAACAUUGCCCGCUGGAAUAUGUCGAAAUGGAACCAGGAGAUGCACUUUUCUUCCAUUGCAACCUCCUUCACUGCAGUAGCGCCAACACAAGUGGGAACAGGAGAUGGGCUUUUCUGUGUGCGUACAAUAGAGCUGACAAUGACCCGAUAAAGGAUCAUCAUCAUCCUCAUUAUACCAAGCUGGAAAAGGUGCCAAAUUCUGCAGUCCUCGAAUGCACUAACUUAACAGAUAUGACAGGAAAACAGUUCUAUGGUGAAAAUCUGGAAAACAUUCCAGGAAGACGAAAAAUUCCACGAGAUGAGCAAUAAAUAGGGAAUAUUCGAUAACGUCCGGUGUAAGAUCGAACAAUAUUUCACCGUGUGAUCAAAGAAAGCGGUAUUGUUCAUUUAAGUUAUUUUUCAGAAAUUCAAUGUGGACAAGUAGUGCAAAAACAUGAUGUACCACCGAAAAGCAUAAACUUUACGCAUAAUGGCUUUUGACUUCGACUGGUAAUCUUCAUUACCUUGUGGCUGACCGUGAAUGAGAUAUUACUUAAACAUUGGUUUUGUACUCUCCAAUGUUAGUUAGAAAUAACAAAUGCAAGUACAAUAUACCCAAGUUUUAUAUAUCAAAAUAUUUUGUUUGAGUAACAAUAAAAAUAGCAUGUAUUGCCGAAACUAAAACAUAACUUAAGCUGAGAUAAACAAUGAACAUGUCAGUUGGACUUAUAUUUUAUUGGUAUGCCUACAUUUUUAUGAUAUGUUAUAACUGUAAUAUGUUACAUUUCAUUUGAUCUUUUUGCAGAUGUAUGUUUGGCAUAUGUAUGUUUUUGUCAUAUAAAAAACAUUUGUUUA
Molecule: messenger RNA, 1659 nt
Organism: Mya arenaria
Lineage: Eukaryota; Metazoa; Mollusca; Bivalvia; Myida; Myidae
Product: probable phytanoyl-CoA dioxygenase
Exons: 8
Coding region: 469-1134 (221 amino acids)
Source: RefSeq, a predicted model, not a curated record